Messenger RNA from Hypoxylon fragiforme, 2506 nucleotides. Its product is annotated as ribonuclease H-like protein. Gene Ontology annotation, biological process: nucleobase-containing compound metabolic process. The record is from RefSeq and is a predicted model, not a curated record. The transcript is spliced from 3 exons. Lineage: Eukaryota; Fungi; Ascomycota; Sordariomycetes; Xylariales; Hypoxylaceae. The coding region runs from base 336 to 1994 and encodes 552 amino acids. Gene Ontology annotation, cellular component: nucleus; cytoplasm. Gene Ontology annotation, molecular function: nucleic acid binding; 3'-5' exonuclease activity.
UCCAUACAUAACAAUAGUUAAACUAUUCAAUGUUGGCUAAUCGUUGGUUAAUUGAAUCCCCUAAAUAUUACACCAACAGUCCAACAGUCCAACAGUCCAAUAACUUACCGGGCUGCCUCACAACAAUACCUACAUAACUGCUUACUUGCCUACCAAACCCAAACAGAGCAUUGAAGUUCCCACCAUUCCUUCAACUUACUAGUUUUGCCUAUAACUAUAUGUAGUCAUUUUUUAUUUUCUCGCAACGCGUCUGCCUAAUAAGUAAAGAUUCAAGAUUUCGCACUAGUUACAAGGUCAUGAUGGGGCAUCGCUGUCAUAUAAUCCCCUAAUCACCAAUGACGUCCCUUGGAACUUCAGAGGUUGCCGCCAAUGCUCUGAGAUCCUCAAACGCCUUGCGCGCAUCGCUCGUUUUGCGCCGUUGGGCAGUACGGAGUGCUAUAAUGACCACUACACCACCAAAGUACCAACUCUGGCAUCCUACUCGGGGAAUCUCCUUCUCGCCAGUUGCGCGCUCGCCAAAUCUCACUCCACAAAAUGAUCAGAUUUUGAACGAUCCUGCCGUGGCAAGGAACAAGGCUUAUGCGGCUACCUCUUCAAUAGACGACCUUGAUCUAUCUGCCUUGCCCAAAUACAAACGUGCAUCAUAUCCAACUCCAAACCAUGCUGCGCUCGCCACGAAUAAAACCACACCUAUUACAUCCAACCCUCCCGAGAUAGCGGAUCAAGAUGAAUCCACCCUUCCCCUACACAAGAGGAAGGCGCUAUUCGACACGGCCACUUCUGAUCACCCCCCUGCAGUUGCUUCCUCGUUCAAGAUGGUGGAUGACUUGUUCUACGCCGCCAAGAAGGCACCAGCUGGAUCGGCUAAGUCAUAUUGGUCUUAUACCCACUACCGAGGGAAAGGGCAGGACGGGACGGAGCAGAAAGUCAAGGUACACUAUUGUCGAAGCAAGUUCACCAUGGAAAAAGUAUGCCGAGAUUAUUUCGUUGGCGAACCAGUGCUCGGGUUCGACCUAGAAUGGGAGGUCGACUCAUACAAGUGGCAAGGAGUCAAGAGAAAUGUCUCAUUGAUCCAAUUAGCGAGCCCCAGUCGGAUCGGUCUUUUCCACGUUGCGCUCUUUAACGAGAAAGACGAAAUGGUUGGACCUUUGUUCAAGAGUAUAAUGGAAGACCCAAACGUCACUAAAGUCGGCGUUGCUAUCAAAGGUGAUACAACUAGACUACGAAACUAUCUAAAAAUUGACUCGAAAGGGUUGAUAGAGCUCAGUCACUUAUAUAAGCUCGUUACAUACUCCGCCAAUGAACAGUACAGCGAGAUCAAUAAGAGGCUCGUACCUUUAGCCACUCUAGUAGAGCAUUACUUACAUCUGCCCCUUUAUAAGGGGCAGUCCGUCCGAGGAAGCGCUUGGUCGAAGGCCUUGGAUAUGGACCAAGUCGUUUACUCGGCAUCAGAUGCGUAUGCUGGAUUGCAGCUUUAUGCCACCCUCGAACACCACAGGAAGCAACUUGAUCCUUGCCCGCCCUCUCCACACCAUGCGGAGAAGAACUUGCCUAUCCGACUGGCUGACGGAGUAGAAAUCGCUACAAACGAGGACCCCUCCGUCGAUGCUAUGGAGGUGACGCUCCUAGAAUCUAACCCAUAUCCCAUCAAAAAGCGGACGGCGUCUUCAUCACCGGCGCGUCCCAAGGACUCGCGAGUCGAAAUUGCAGAGGACAAGGUAGCUUGCUAUCGGGCCACCCACCCCGAUGCAAGUGCCACCUUUCUCCGUGCGUAUUAUAUGUGGCAUGAUCAAGGCCUCGAUCCGAAAAUGAUAGCGCAGCUCUUGCGAAGCCCGCCACUCCAGACAAAAACAGUAAUCAGUUACAUCAGCACGGCGAUCAAGCGAUAUAAGCUCCCCGCUGAUCCCGAGAGGAUGCGCGAGGAGAUACUGGAAGACGGGCCCCGCUCGAAGUGGCCCGAAGCAGUGGCUACUGCGGUCAUGGCUCAAAGUUGAGCAUCAAACCCGGCUGACGCUUUCACGCUCUUGUUGUGAGUCGUUCGUAUCUGAGAAUGAUAUAGGGCAUACUAGGUAUAUAGGUACGCGAGGUACCUAUUUAUAUAUGGCCUGAGGAUAAAUCAUUCUCCGGAACACGACCUGUUGGUGGGGUCUUGUCCUGUUGGCUCUUUUUCGGUUGCAUAAGCAGGCAUCCUAUUAGGUACACAUAUGUACUGUAGACAUUUCUGCCUCACGCUUCUCUACGAUACCCUGUUUUACGGUCUACCCCCGAUACCUACCUACCUACCUACCUACCCACCUACCUACUUAAGUCUAACUUUGACACUGGAGAAGCGCUCUUAGAUAUAAGAAUCUUCAUGGUUUCAGGAGUUUAGGCUGGGUACCUGGAUAGAUGGUUAAUUGGUUGGUUGGUUGGUAAAUGCUUACAUAGCUACCUCCCCUGUCAUAUGCUUACCUAGAUAGUAUCGUCUAACUAGAGGUAUACAAUAAAAUCCAACUCUUUGAAAUAA